This is a messenger RNA of Centropristis striata (black sea bass), 6382 nucleotides long. RefSeq names its product ADAM metallopeptidase domain 22 (gene adam22). Gene Ontology annotation, cellular component: postsynaptic density membrane. The transcript is spliced from 31 exons. Bases 160 to 3027 code for a protein of 955 amino acids. Gene Ontology annotation, biological process: proteolysis. Lineage: Eukaryota; Metazoa; Chordata; Actinopteri; Perciformes; Serranidae. Gene Ontology annotation, molecular function: metalloendopeptidase activity. The record is from RefSeq and is a predicted model, not a curated record.
UUCAGACUCGUAAGGACCCCGAUGGCCCCCAACCAGAGGGACUGCGCUACCCAGACGACCAGCCCCGUUUUCAAGCUCCCCUAGCGAAGGCAGGACCCCGAGAGCCUGCUCCUGGAAUACCGCAUUGUUUUAUAAUUUCCAACAACAGAGAGAAAGGUGAUGAUGCUGAUGAUGCGCCCGCGAUGGUGGAUUUCCCUUUUGUGCGUCUGUGGAUUGAUGCACGUCGGUCACCAGAGCAGCCCUAAUGCCCAAAAUGGAGACGCCUUGUCGAGCUUGAAGGCUCUUCGUGAUGCAGGCAGGUUUGUCGGGAAGGAGGACACGGUGCCUCUCCGCCUGCUCUACAGCAGGCUCAACCACAGCCAGAUCACAGAGGAUGAGCUCAGCACCAGGGUGAAAGCCAGCUCCGGCUCCACACAGGUGAACCAUGUUGCCCAAGCAAGCUUUCAAGUUGACGCCUUUGGCAUGAAAUUCAUUUUGGAUGUGGAACUGAACCAUGAUCUGCUGUCUUCAGGCUACGUGGAGAGACAUUUGUCAGAAAAAGGGAAGAGCGUCAUCACCAAUGGAGGCGAGCACUGCUACUACCAGGGGAAGGUCAGAGACAUCCCUCACUCCUUUGUGGCCGUCUCCACCUGUCACGGAUUGCAUGGGAUGUUUUUUGAUGGCAAUCACACCUACAUGAUUGAACCUGGAGGACAACAGGGCAGCAGCAAUGGAGAUGUCCGCAUUCACAUGAUAUAUAAAUCUGCAGGACACGAGGGACUCAGUGGUCUCUUUGACGGUGAUGUUCCAGAGCCGCCUUUUCCAAGCCCUCCAUUCCCCGGUUCAAAAGUUGUUCACAGGAGAAAAAAGAGACAGGCUCCACAUGUGUCUCACAGUGUAGAGGAUGAGACCAAAUAUAUUGAGCUGAUGGUGAUUAAUGACCAUCUAAUGUACAAGAAGCAUCGGCUUUCCGUCGGACAUACGAAUAACUAUGCUAAGUCAGUGGUCAAUAUGGCUGACAUGAUUUUCAAGGAACAGCUCAAUACCCGGAUUGUGCUGGUUGCCAUGGAAACGUGGUCGGCUGACAACAAGUUCAACAUCGACUACGACCCCAUGGUGACGUUGAAGGAGUUCAUGAAGUAUCGAAAAGACUUCAUCAAGGAGAAAUGUGACUCUGUGCACCUCUUCUCAGGGAAUCGUUUCCAUAGCAGCUGGGGAGGAGCCUCGUAUAUGGGCGGAGUUUGCUCUCUGACUAAAGGAGGCGGAGUCAAUGAGUACGGGAAAACAGAUGAGAUGGCCAUAACGCUCGCUCAGUCUCUUGGACAGAACAUUGGCAUCUUCUCUGACAAGAAGAGGAUCCUCAAUGGCGAGUGCAAGUGUGACGAUCGCUGGUCGGGCUGUAUCAUGGAUGAUGUUGGUUUCUACCUGCCCAAGAGGUUCUCAGACUGCAACGUGGAGGAGUUCCAUAACUUUCUGAACAGCGGUGGAGGAGCCUGUCUGUUCAACAAACCUAUGAAGCUGUUGGAUCCUCCGGUGUGUGGAAAUGGCAUCGUGGAGCCAGGAGAGGAGUGUGACUGUGGCGGUCCAGCGGAGUGUGCCAAAGAGGGCGAGGCCUGCUGUGACAAGUGCACCCUGACUCAAGGCUCCAAGUGUAGCAAUGGACUCUGCUGCAGCAAGUGUCAGAUGGAGUUCAUGGGUGUUGUGUGCAGAGAUGCAGUGAACGACUGUGACAUCCCAGAAAACUGCACAGGAAACUCCAGCCAGUGUCCACCAAAUGUGCACAAGAUGGAUGGCUACACAUGUGAAAAGGACCAGGGUCGCUGCUUCAAUGGAAGGUGCAAAACCAAAGACAGGCAGUGCAAGUACAUUUGGGGAGAGAAGGCAACAGCGGCCGACAAGUUCUGCUACGAGAAGUUAAACAUCGAAGGGACAGAGAAAGGCAACUGUGGGAAGGACAAAGACACCUGGAUCCAGUGUAACAAACAGGAUGUUCAUUGUGGGUACCUGCUGUGCUCCAACAUCUCACCCGCCCCACGUCUGGGAGAGCUGCAGGGAGGGCUGACCUCUUUCUCAGUCGCCCGCCACAGUGCCUCUCUUGACUGCAGUGGUGCUCACGUGCUGAUCGACGGAGACACUGACCUGGGAUACGUGGAGGACGGGACGGCCUGUGGGACGGACCGCAUCUGUUUCAAUCACAAAUGUCUCCCCGUCCAACAGUUUAACUUCAGUACCUGUCCUGGGACAUAUGACAAGACCGUCUGCUCUGGACACGGGGUGUGCAGUAGUGAGCUGAAGUGUGUGUGUUACCUGGGCUGGGCAGGAGAGGACUGUAACUCCACGUCUCCUCUCAGUUACCUCGUGGUCGGACCCACUGCUUCAGUUUCAGGUAUCACCAGCACCAACAUCAUCAUCGGGGCCAUCACAAGCUCCAUCCUCUUCCUCGCCCUCAUUCUGGCUGUGACGGCCUGGUGUUACAAGAGCUACAAGCAGAGACGUAAAGAUGAGUCUGAUGUUCACCGAAGAUACUGCCGGCAAAUGCCCCCAGGUGACUAUGUCACAAAGCCUGGGGACGCAGACUCAAUAUACAGCGACAUGCCUCCGGGUGUCAGCACAAACUCCGGCUGCAGCUCCAAGAAGAGGUCAGCCUGCCUGUCGCACCUGCAGAUUUGCACCUUGUCCUUCAGUCCCUCCAUCCCAUCCUUUUUUUCUCAGAACAUCUCACUGUUUGGCUUCAGGUCUAAUGGCCUAUCCCACUCAUGGAGCGAGAGAAUCCCAGAUGCCAAACACAUCGCUGACAUCUGUGAAAACGGGCGACCGAGGAGCAACUCGUGGCAAGGAAAUCUGAGCGGAAAUCGCAAGAAACUGAGAGGAAAGAAGUUCCGCGCUCGCUCCAACUCCACAGAGACGCUAUCCCCUGCAAAGUCUCCCACUUCCUCUACAGGAUCUAUUGCAUCCAGCAGGAGAUACCCGUACCCCAUGCCCCCCCUCCCCGAUGACCAGAGGAAAGCCAACAGGCAGAGUGCCAGGCUGUGGGAGACUUCAAUAUAACAGCCUUCUUACCAACUCUGCAAAAGACCUCGAGGAACUACACUUGUCUCUCCUUUUCUAUGAACGAAAAACACAAAAAUGAAACAAAAUUGACUCUAAGCGAUUUAAGAGAAAGAGAGAGAGAGAGCCCCCCACUGGAGUGGAAACAGGCAAAGGUGUGUGUGAGUGAGUGUGAACAAGCAUCUCCGAGGCUGCGUCAUUCAGUGGUUCUCUACAGGAUGAUGCUCAGUGCCGGCGGAGAAAAAACAACUCCACAUUGACUCCAGACCCUCUGGAGCUCAGACUGAGCUGUUCCUGACUGCUCAGGCCUCAUCUGUGGGACUGGAAGCCCCCCUCCACUCCGACUCCCCCGAUACCUCUCCCAAAAUCUCGACACAACCUCUUAACAUCCUCUCUCAUCAUACUCACUUCAACACCCCUCUCCCCUGUUUGGAGCUCCUCUCUUAAGGAGCUAGGAGCAGAUCAUCAUAUCACAUUGCAUCUCUGGAUUUGUUGGAUUAUUUUGACGCACGUGAAUCACUGUAGAAUCUCCGACACUGUAUGCAUGAGACAACCCUGUUUAUCAGCAACCUCCUCCUACCGAUAAGACGAGCAGAACAGCAGUCUGUAUGAGAGGAAAGCAUGCGAGGGGGCAGUGAUUUUAUACCUUCUGUAGGUGUAGACGCUUUCUCUCCACUAUAGGUAACCCAUAUUGUAUCACCAGUUAACGCCCAUAGCCCAUAACAUGAACCCAACCUGAACCCGUCCUGUUCUCCCUCACAUCGGUUUGUUUAUGCGUGUGUAAAUAUGUACAGUAAGAAUACACACAGAGUAUGUUUUUGCUUUUAUUUUGAAAGAGGACGUCUCUUCCUGCUGUAUUGUGUUGUAGACAGAAGCGGAUCUUUGUAGAUAAGAGACCCUGCACUCGUUCUUCUGUCUGUGUUUCUAUUUUUUUUUUCUCUCCCUCUGGCUUUUUUUCUGUGUGACUGUGACCUCUAUAGCUUCCUCCAUCCACAGCAGAAUGUAAAAGUGUUUUUUCAUAUUAUCUUAGCACUGGUUUUCAUCCAAUCUCUGGGAGAAACACACAGACAUCUGGUAAUGGCUGAGGAAGUAUUGAUAAAGAUUUUGGCACAUUGAGAAUGUUGCUGUUGAUGGGUAUUAUUUAGGAUCAUUUAAAUAGUUUUAUGUGCCAUUCCUGAGUGAAAUUAAUGGGAUGUGUUUGGUGUAGUUAUAGACGUGCCACUUUUCACUCAUGGUGGUUUUUUGGAAAUUUCCCAUUGAUUAUGUCAAGAUGUGUUUAAGUUCCCCCUGAUUCUACAUUUUAGAGCGGUGUGCUCCCACUUUAACAAUGGGCAGCACGUGAAGUCGCUCAGAUGAAUGUGAGAAUAAAAGUGCGGUUGAUGACCUGAUUUGGCGAGGAAUCUGGAAACUGUGAUUGAAAUGUGCAUUUUGGAUUUAGCUGUGAUGAUUGAGAUAUUUAGCCUUGUAAAUGAUUAACUAUGCUGUACAGUGCUUGCUGUUUGAGCUUGUGAAGACCAACAGCAUGACAGUUCUAUAAUCAAAUUAAGUUAUUUCUCUGGUAGGCUAUUUGUGAGACCAUAACGGGAAACAAGCAUGUCGCUGAGAGACUUUUUCCCCCUCAUUGCCUAUUUGCUGUCGUCUAAAUGGGUUUGUGUGCCACAGAUUACACUGUUUGUCGGCAAAGUCAGGACAACAAUUCAGGCAGGAGGUCGCAGGGUUUAAAAAUGAUUGGGAACAGAUUUUUUUUUGUGCUAAUGUCGUGCUAGUGUAGAAGCCCUGUGAGGCGAGUGAGAAAUGCAAUUCUGGUGAUCCAUUUUCUAAGUGAUUUCAAUAGUUUUCUGCCUCUUUUGUGUUUGUUGUUGUAAUACUCAUUUCGGCCACAAAAGGCUGAAGUGCACCACUACCCCAUGUUCUAAAUAGGACUAAAAAACAUUCAUGUUUUUCUCCGGAUGAAUUUACAUUUUAACAUUUACAUUACAAGUACAAACAUUGUGUGUAAGCAAGUUGUCAAUCUCUUGGCUAGAAAUGUAUAAGCUGCAACAACAAACAUUUAGAAAAAUGACCAUGAUCAGAACUUUUUUACCACCUGAAAAAUUAUCCUGGCAAAACCUUUUUUCACCUGUUCUUAAGUCAUAAAAACAGGAAAGAAAACAAUUUAGAUCAGACCUAAAAACAGAACACCAGAAAAAAAAAAUUCUCCCUUGCCUCUCAGGACUUUUGUACACCAGUGAAGCUAUUUAAGGUGAUUUUUUUUGGAAACUAAUCCCAGUUCACCCCUCAAAAGCAAGUUCUUUGUACAGUUACAACCCAUUGCUCUACCUUGUGUAGAAAGUGUUGUCUUAAGGCCUCCUGUUUGUCAUUUUACUGUUUAGUUUUUGUUCCGGUGUGGGCACUUGUUCAUUUGUAAUUCAUGUAUGCAUUAGGACUGUAUAGGUAAUACGAUCUUCACAAUAUUGGACUACUAGUAUCUUUUUUAUUAAGUACCUUUGUAAUGUUCACUUUUUUCUCAGCGUUAUGUACAGCAACGAUUCAAACAGUAAUUAAGUGCAUUAUUGUAAUGAUGUGUGAGUUUGAAUGGAGACAGUUUUUUGAAAUACAUUUGUUCCAGGGCCAAUAGAAGUGGUCGCUCUUCUGGCAUGUGCUAAUCUGUAUCAUAACCUUUGGACACACAUGAUGUUGUAAAUGAGAUCUGUAUGGCUCAUGAUUUGCCUUCUACCAGAGCUUUCUUCUUUGCUCUGGUCUUCUUAAAGUAUUGGUCAGUGUUCAGUGGUCCAGUCAUCUUCCUGGGCUUCCCGAGGCUGCAGAGAGCAUCAUCUCAGAGCUUCUGAGUACUAUUUUUAACAUCAUAAUACUGUGCUACAGCGGGACAUUUGUCCUGGUGUCGUGGACAUUGCACUGUACUACAUGCUGAGACUCUCCGCUGAGGAUGGGACCACGCAGGCUGCAGAUUUCUGUCAAUCCCCCAAACAUAUCGGCCUGCAAACACGGCUGACUGACUGACAGACGUAACAGGACGUCUCUGGCGAAACGUCCCCACAGAUGAGCUGUCUGUCUCUGUCUGGCCAGAGACUUGAAUGUAUUCGUGUACCACCCAGUCUCAACCAUGUGGUCCCAUCCUGUCAGACACUUCAGCACUCUGCUGCCAGAAUCUUGAAAACUCCCACAUGUUCUUGUUCAAAUAUAAAUACUGCAGUUGCUGUAUUUUUUUUUAAUCUUUAUUUUUUAAUUUUGCCUGUGUGCUGUACAGACUGAUGAUGCAAAAAUCAAUCCCCAUAUUUUUUUCCUCUUAAUCAUUCAGUAUUGUAAUAUAUUUAAUAUAAAAUAAAACUUUCAUCAACACAACUGUCUAUGCUGA